Molecule: messenger RNA, 1491 nt
Organism: Aphis gossypii (cotton aphid)
Lineage: Eukaryota; Metazoa; Arthropoda; Insecta; Hemiptera; Aphididae
Exons: 1
Coding region: 1-1491 (496 amino acids)
Source: RefSeq, a predicted model, not a curated record
AUGGAAUUUAAGACAUUUAACCCGAGAAUAUCACUAUUAACAAUUAAAGCAUACUGGUUUAAUCUCACAAUUAUUAGUGUUCAUGCCCCUACUGAGGAAAAGACUCAAGAAGAAAAAGACGACUUCUAUGAUGGAUUAACGAACGUAGUAGAUGGGAUACCUAAUAACAGAAUAGUGGUUAUAUUAGGAGACCUUAAUGCAAAAGUAGGAAAAGAAUUAAUAUUUAAACCAACCAUUGGCCACCAUAGCUUGCACGAAGUAUCUAACAAUAACGGCCUCAACCUAAUCGACUUUGCAACGAGCAAAGGCUUAGUGAUCAAGAGCACAAUGUUUCCCCAUAAAAAGAUCAAUAAGGGAACACGGAAGUCACCAGAUGGUAAUCACACAAAUCAAAUUGACCAUGUACUAGUCAAUGACAGGUUCAAAAACAGUAUUACGGAUGUCAAAACGAUGCGAGGAGCGGACUGUGACUCUGACCACUAUUUGGUUAAGGUAAAAAUUAAAGCAAGACUGAAGAGAAAGGUGGCAACAAGGCCAACGGUAAUAGACAGAUAUGAUAUUACUAAGUUCACAGAUGAAAUUCUCUGUAAACGUUUUAAAAGUGAGAUACACAAACGCAGCAGGGAAUUAAAUAUAGAUAGUAUAGACUCAAUAAAUAAUAUGUGGAGGAGGGUACAGGAGACAAUAAAAGAAACAUCAGCUGAAGUCCUGGGAAAACCAAAAAACACUAAAAAACCAUGGUUCAAUGAGAGGUGUGAGAAAGCCCUAAAUCAAAGGAAAAAAUUUAGAAACUUGUACCUUAAUGACCCUUCCCACGAAGAAAACAAAAUAAAGUAUAAUGAAAGCAGAAGAGAAGCAAGCCGAACCUUUAAGUACGAAAAAAGAGUCUAUACGAAAAACAUCUUGGAAGAAGCAGAAAAAUAUCACAAUGAACAUAAUACACGCCAAUUAUACAAAAAAAUUAAUACACUAAAGGGAGGUUACAAAAAAUAUGAAAAGUUCUUAGUAAAGGAAGAUGGAACACUAAUUACUGCACGAUCAGAUAUUGUAGAGAGGUGGAAAACGUAUCUCGAACAUCUGCUUAACUGCAACGACCCCAGAGAAACCUUUACUUGGACCAGGACAGAACCCAACCUAAACGAAUGUACAAUACCGUCAAAACAAGAAAUUGAAUUACAAAUAAGGCGAUUGAAGAACUAUAAAUCACCUGGUGAGGAUGGUAUACAAGGGGAAAUUAUGAAAAUGCUAGACGAGGAUUCAUUAACACAUAUACAUAGGUUACUAACCAACAUUUGGGAGCGGGAAGUACUACCAGAAGGUUGGAAUGUCGCUGUCGUAUGUCCAAUCCAUAAAAAAGGUGACCCACAAAUAUGUAAUAACUACAGAGGAAUUGCCUUAUUGAAUGUGGUCUACAAGAUAUUGUCCUAUUGCAUUUUAGAUAGGAUUAAACCUUGCGUAAGAGAUACUGGGGGAUUACCAAGGUGGUUUUAG